Molecule: messenger RNA, 919 nt
Organism: Galeopterus variegatus (Sunda flying lemur)
Lineage: Eukaryota; Metazoa; Chordata; Mammalia; Dermoptera; Cynocephalidae
Gene: LRMDA
Product: chromosome unknown open reading frame, human C10orf11
Exons: 5
Coding region: 1-486 (161 amino acids)
Biological process (GO): melanocyte differentiation
Molecular function (GO): protein binding
Source: RefSeq, a predicted model, not a curated record
AUGGCGGAGCCCAGGUCACUGGAAGGACUGAGCGCGUUCAGGAGCCUGGAGGAGCUCAUCUUGGACAACAAUCUGCUCGGGGACAACCUCGUGUUGCCAGGGUUACCCAGGCUCCAUACCUUAACCCUCAACAAGAACCAAAUCACCGAUUUGGAGUGUCUGCUCGAUCAUCUAGCAGAAGUGACACCUGCUCUGGAGUACCUCAGCCUGCUGGGCAAUGUGGCGUGUCCCAAUGAGCUGGUCAGCUUGGAAAAUGAUGAAGAAGACUACAAGAGAUACAGAUGCUUUGUUCUGCACAAGCUGCCCAACUUGAAGUUUCUGGAUGCCCAGAAAGUAACCAGACAAGAACGAGAGGAGGCUUCGCUGAGAGGGGCCUUCAUGAAGGUGGUGAAGCCCGAGAGCUCUGCCCUGCUUGGAAAGCCUCUUCUGGGUCCAUGGAAACAUCAGGUUGUAGGGACCGAACCCUCAGGCAGUUGGGCGCCCUAGAAGGCCCGCAGGAUGAAUGGGUGAGCAGUCAGCCACACAGAUGCCAGGCCACCGGGGAAAAUCAUGAACAUUGUUCUGAAGCUAACUUCGAUUACAUGUUAAUGUUCUCUGCAACUAAUUCCACGGUUAAGGAAGAAGGAGAAAAUGGGGAUGGCAUGGUCUCAUUUUCUACUCUGGAGUUCUGGUUAUUUCCAAACUGUCUGCUACUAAUGGCGGACAAGAAGAGCGAACCUUGAGAGGAAGAUAGAGAAGAAAACUCGCACAAGCUUGGUGAUGAAAGGGAUGUUUCUGAUACGUGUCAUUUCCUUGCUCUUUUUCUUGUCCCCAAAAGCAAAGUUGUGGAUGAGAUAAAGUACUAAGAUAAUCUCAGGUUAUCCAAUUUAAACAGAGUUAAAAAGUCUUUGCAUAGUUUGAAAUAAAAAUCUGAUCUGUU